Xylaria bambusicola is the source of this 4177-nucleotide messenger RNA. RefSeq lists its product as uncharacterized. NCBI's taxonomy places the organism in Eukaryota, Fungi, Ascomycota, Sordariomycetes, Xylariales, Xylariaceae. The record is from RefSeq and is a predicted model, not a curated record. The transcript has a single exon. The coding region runs from base 570 to 3545 and encodes 991 amino acids.
ACUCCUGUACAUACUACCUACCUACCUACAUCCAUACUUACAUACAUACAUACAUACCUCGACUCCUGCCUGUGCAAAGUAGGUACAGCUAUCGGGCCAAUCCUAGGUGGACGCCUCACUUUUGGCAACCUCACUUCCCCUUCGUCGCCUUCGUCGUUCGCAUUGCUCUUUCAAAUUCCACGCCAAGUGUUCACCGUCUCUUAUUUAAGCUCUUCGGCGCGCUCUUUCUAUCAUACAAUUCGCCUUCUCUUCUACCGAGCUCCUAUAUACGCUUUUGGUCAGUGUCUGCCGGAGCAGGCUCAACCUACAGCUCGUCGAGCGGGCGGAUGACACUGAGCUUGGACUAACACAACGCAGUCAUGUACUAGGUUAGAGAUCUCCAGAUCGCGACCUAGCGGUGUAUUGGCACGGUCGCCCGCGCAGGGUUCCGACAUCCUCACGGCCACCACACAGCGCUGCGCCUGGCGCGACCAUAAAUACCACGCUCUCCCCAUCGUUCUCGUUCCGCUCCGUUAUCCCUCAGCUAUCCAUAGACCUCCAAUGCCAGCGACUGUCGCUCGAAUAGCCCAAUGGCAGGACCCGCCUCUGAAUUUCAGCUACCAAGCGAUUCCUUCUUCAAUAUAUAUGCCGAUGCGCCCCUGACUACCAAUUCACCUAGCCUUCCGGGCGGCCCAUGCAAUUACAUUGACUUGACACCCGGCGCCGGUGGACACAAAUGUGGAUGUCGUCGUUUCUGGAGUCGCGCCUCUUUGGGCGGACUGGAUAGAGGCAGCCCUGCAGGUUUCCCCCCAGGAUUUGCCAAUGGAUAUGAGGACCAGACAGUUUGGUGCAUGUGUUCGCAUCAUGCCUGUUUCCACGAUGAUGCUCGUGAUAAUAAUUCUUCGGUCACAUUGCCCAUUGUCGCUCCCCUUUACACGAAUGGCCAGGAGAAUGAACGACCCAGAACCAAUCGUGAGCCUCUCACGCCUGUAGUUGCGGACCUGUCUUUUAACCCACCUGGACCUGUAGUACAGCAUAUGGACUUGAAUGCGAUCAACAGCCCUAGCCCUACCUCCCAUGGAGAUCAAAAUGCGCCGCCACCGGAAGUCACACAGCCUUCAUUGCCCGAUACUUUGGCCUGGACUAAUUUUAUACAAUCGGGACCUGAUCCAGCUGUCUCGCUACCCCCAAUACCUAGCCAGUGUCUCAUGGCAUCACAGCCAAGUUCAACUACCUCUUCCACGCGGAUAGCGUAUUUGAAGCCCUUUGCUGGGAAAGGAUUACAGACGCUUAGUGGUGUCAGAUCUACCGUACUGGAGCCACUAAGGGAGAAGGAAAAGGGCCAAUCUACGGAGCCAGAGGAUGAAAAUGCCACUGACCAUGACACCGACCAAUCCGUGAACGAUGGUCAAACCGUUAUUAACACACCCAGAUCAACAAGAUAUAGAGACACGAGUAAUGGAGCAGAUCAAUCACCUACCUCAAGGAUGAACAAUGAAGCUUAUCAUCUGCUAUCUAACACGGUCCAGGGUUAUGGACAACGCAUUGAGAAUCUCGAAAACAUCUCAUUCUCUGCCGCUGCGCAUGACGCAUGUCAUGAGAAGCAUGACCAAUCCGACCUGAGAAUCACAGAAUUAGAAACACGUGUUGAAGAGUGCGAAAAGAUACUCAAUGAUAGUGCAAGUCAUACGUCUGGCUGGUCUCGCCGUGAUAGACUCGAUGACACCGCAGCCAGCGUUGUAUCCAUCUCAACGAGCACCGGCAGCUACAUAAUGGACCGUGCAGAGCUGCAAAGCGAACUCGAAAGCUUGAAAGCCCAACUCAGCCAACUACAAGGCAUUUCUUCAUUUCCUUCUCUUGCACAACCAUGGGAGUUAGAAGUUGUCUUUCUUCCUUUUCCACUCAAAAAUGUAUGGUUGGAGUCUCGUGACUUUAAUAGCCAGCGUCUCUCCAGCGGCAGUUUUACCGAAGCAGAUUCAUGGGUUCGGUUGUCUGGCAACUCCGAACCUCAGUCCCCAGCCCUCGGUGAAUGGGCCGGGCCAGAGAUUGAGUCGGAAUGGCUGCUCGGACGCGCAUGCUCAUCUGACAAUAUGAUUGGACAGCGACUGAAGAGUCGAGGCUUGAUAAAGAAUGUAAUAGUUCGUGGCCCUGACGCUCGUAGUGCACACCAAGCUAUGUCAGAAGCCUUUGGUACACUAUUUCGGACCUUCUCCCGCAUGCAGGGCAAUGUGCAUCACGGCUCCACAUUCAACCACCGUGUUGCCAAAUUCCUGGGCCUCCAUUCGCCAUGGGUGCCUCUACGAAAGAUCCAUAAAGACUCCCGACUACGGUUUCUGACGCCCGCCGAAAUGGUUACACCUACUACGUGGGACGUCCAAUUCCUCACCUCAAGCGUCGUAAUGAAGUCGCAUGGCACGCAUCGUCUGUUCAUCACUCACCCCGAGGCAUAUCUACAAAAUCAAGAUGCCUAUGAAAAUGGGUGGACAUGGCAACGUCUACGCGAAUUAAGCCGCGUAUAUGCAGACUCGCAAAGUAGCCAGGAGAUCCUUGAAGGAGACGCGAAAGAGGAGUGUUGGGUCUGGAAUAAGAUUCUAGAUGAACAAACUGGACCUGCUCUGGAUAUCUGUACUAUCCAGCAAGGACCAGCGUCUGCGCAACAGCACUGGCGAGCCAUGUCUACUCUCACCUCUUCUCGAGACGUCUUCGUUGAUGCUAGGGCCACAGUGGCAUCGUUUGCAACUAGGCGCUCUAGCUCGCGAACACAGUCGCCAGCCGUGCUCCGGGAAAGGAGAGUGUCUAAACCUCCCCGAAUACGGACUACCUCAAUGCCACCGGCCCUCCAAAAUCUAGUUUCCCCUGCGAUUGCAAAGAGGCUGAGUCUGACGCAUAGCCAAAUAAACGAGCGACAUGGCUCACCCCAGCCGUCUCGGGCAGCUCAAUUAGUGGCGGCAGCCAAACGGCGCAGUACCCGCUCACCACAUCAGAACCGGUACACGCCUCGCUAUACCACAGCGUCACCCAGCCCCAUACCUGAAAUUUUUAGAGAGCCACGUGCCCCAACUCCUGCGUACGCAACACCACAUAGCAAUGCGCCCUUUGUAGACAGGAGACCGGGUCGUGGUGAUGUCAAUGUUUUUGAAGAUGAUGAUAUCGACUUCGAUAUUAAUGCUGCCGAUAGCGGCAGUGAUGCAGACAUUUAUGAUGAUGAUAAUGAUGAUGAGGAGUCGGAAAGCGAGAUGGACGGUGAUGAUAAUUCUAUGGCUGAUCUUGGACACGAUUCAUAUCAAAGUCAAUCCCAAGAAUCUUGGCAAGAUGGCCAGGCACCAGAGGAUGAGGUUUGGCGGGGUUGCGAAGACGUUGAGAACUGCGACCCAGACGUGAAUAUCCACGUUGACGAUGAUGUAAUGACGGAUGCUGAUGCUGAUGGCGACUUAACCACGGCCCAUGCUGAUCCACAUGAGACGCAGAGUCAAGGGUCUAGUGCCCCGAGCGAGUAUCCGAGUACUCAACCGCCAUGGGUCACGAGUGGGAGGGAGCAAGAGUUUAGAGUCUUCGAGGACAAAUGAACAGGUUGCUUCUCGAAUUCCGUGUUAGGCUUGGCGUGACUUAGAGGACUGGGAUGAUUCGAUGGCGCCGACUCUCGUUAACAAAACGGGUCAGGCAAUGGGGGGGUUUUUUUGGCGUUCAAGGAUGAUUACAUUAUUCUUUUUGAGCAUUCUUCACUUUUGGACAUGAGCGUUCUUGUCCUAUUUUCGGCCAUUCCAUGUGGAUAUAGGAGCGGAUGUCAUGAUUGCAAGAUUAGACGAGGCGUUGGGGGAAUUCGAUGGUAUCUUGUAUUAGCCAUAAUUCUGUCUUCUUUUCUCAUCUCUGGGCUUAUACAUUUAUACGUUAUCAUGGUCGGGUGUCUUCGUAUGCGGAAGUCGAAGACCUCACUUUGCGCAGCAUCUGAACGUUAUGAUAUUGCGCACACUCUCUGUACUGAUACCAAAACCCCCGUUGCUGAGGAUGUCGAAUCUUGUCUUACAUAUUUAUUGGGAAUGAUCAAAUUGGCUAUGGUGGUUUAGGUGGAUAGUGGACUGGGAGAGGAUUGGAUAUAUUUAGCUUUGCCCGGACUUGAGCGGGAGAAGAGAUCAUGCGAGACACAUAGUUACUCUCAACUUAUUGUAGACCUAACAUCUAUCAUUAUAUAUGACUUGAU